AUGGCUGAGAAGUUUGAUCCUGUGAUUUUACCUGUCUCAAACAAGCCAGAGCCAAAUCUUACAACUGCCCCAUGGGAGCAGUAUCCAACAGUUCCUUCCGACGUGGGUAUAGUCACAAGUUCCCAAUCGCAGCUCAAAGACCUUCUUGGCUUGUUCUGUAUGGUGACACUGAAUCUCAUCGCUUUGUUAGCCAACAUCGGAGUGAUGGUAGCCAUUGCCCGUGCGCCGCACCUGAAGAGGUUCGCUUUUGUGUGUCACCUUUGCGCUGUGGAUCUGCUGUGCGCCGUUCUCCUCAUGCCACUGGGAAUCAUAUCUAGCUCACCCUUUUUUGGCACUGUGGUGUUCACUGUUCUGGAGUGUCAGGUUUACCUCUUCCUUAAUGUAUUCCUCAUCUGUUUAUCCAUUCUCACGAUCACAGCCAUCAGUGUAGAACGCUACUUUUACAUUGUGCACCCAAUGCGGUAUGAGGUCAAGAUGACCAUUAAUUUAGCAAUCGGUGUCAUGCUCCUUAUCUGGAUCAAGUCAGUUCUAUUGGCUCUGUUCACUCUGUUUGGAUGGCCAGCAUAUGGAAACCAAAGCUCAAUUGCAGCAGCCCACUGCUCUCUCCAUGCAAGUCACAGUCGCCUUAGAGGUGUAUUUGCAGUGCUCUAUAGUGUUCUAUGUUUCCUGGUCCCUUCCGUGAUUAUAUUUACUGUUUAUUGCGCCGUGUACAAGGUUGCUCGUUCGGCUGCCUUGCAACAAGUCCCUGCUGUUUCAACAUGGGCCAGCGCAAUCCCGGAUAAGAAUCGGUCUGGCUCUAUCAGCAGCCAGACCACCAUGAUCAAUACAAACCGCUCUGUGCCCCAAAGACUUUCCCCAGAGAGGGCAUUUAGUGGGGGCAAGGCAGCCCUCACCUUGGUAUUCAUUGUGGGUCAGUUCUUGAUUUGCUGGCUGCCCUAUUUUGUCUUUCACCUGCAAAUGUCCCUGACUGGCUCAAUGCACAGCCCAGGAGACUUGGAAGAGGCUGUCAACUGGCUCGCCUUCUCCUCAUUCGCAGUCAACCCGUUCUUCUAUGGCUUGCUAAAUAGGCAGAUAAGAGAGGAACUUGUCAAGUUCCGCCGUUGCUGCCUGACACAGGCAGUGGAUUUUGCCAUCUCUAGCCAUGAGGGCUCUCUGCAGGAGAACUUCCUCCAGUUUAUCCAGAGAACAAGCAGCACAGCUGAAACCCGCUCCAGCUGUGUCAACACCAGUCCCAGAAAUACUAUGGACAAAAAGGUUAAAAUCCCUGGACAACCAUCAGAUCACACUUAG
Messenger RNA from Nerophis lumbriciformis (worm pipefish), 1290 nucleotides. Lineage: Eukaryota; Metazoa; Chordata; Actinopteri; Syngnathiformes; Syngnathidae. The record is from RefSeq and is a predicted model, not a curated record.